This is a messenger RNA of Caenorhabditis angaria, 204 nucleotides long. The record is from the annotation of a GenBank genome assembly. Lineage: Eukaryota; Metazoa; Nematoda; Chromadorea; Rhabditida; Rhabditidae.
AUGCAAUCAAAACCCCAAGAAGUGGACAAAUAUUCUCGUGCAACUGAUGUAGUUCCGAUAUGGAAAUCGAAACGUGAUGGAAGCAAACCGGAGAAAUUCAAUGAAUGGAAAAUAUUUUAUUUUGAUAAAAUAUUAGCAGCCUGGAGAUUGGCCUUGUGUAUGUAUGCUGUUAUUGCUUACGAUCGAAACCGCGGAUUAAAAUGA